Messenger RNA from Tigriopus californicus, 1277 nucleotides. RefSeq lists its product as uncharacterized. Gene Ontology annotation, molecular function: D-mannose binding. The record is from RefSeq and is a predicted model, not a curated record. Gene Ontology annotation, biological process: Golgi organization; endoplasmic reticulum organization; endoplasmic reticulum to Golgi vesicle-mediated transport. Lineage: Eukaryota; Metazoa; Arthropoda; Copepoda; Harpacticoida; Harpacticidae. Gene Ontology annotation, cellular component: COPII-coated ER to Golgi transport vesicle; endoplasmic reticulum-Golgi intermediate compartment; Golgi membrane.
AACAAUAACAACAACAAUAAUAACAACAGCAACAAUAAUAAUAACAAUAACAACAACUGUUCCAAGGGUGGCUGGCCGGGCUCUUCAGAUUUUUGCUCCCAGUGUCAUCAUCAGUCAUGUGCGUCGGGUUCGUAUCCCUCUUCAGGCGCCAAAGGUCCUGUGUUCAACACCUAUGGCAGCACCAACGCUAACAACAACAAUUGCUCAGGUGUGGGCGGAGUGUCAGGCCAGAGUUUCAGUGUUCCGCCCAUUCAAGUGACCGCUAAGGUCUUGUUUGGAUCCGUCAGUGCCAUCUCAGCCUUGAAUGCUGAGCGCAAGAAAAAGGCCUGAAAGAGGGCCGACGGCGAAUCGAUCUUCAAUCCUGACGUUAAUCAACCAUCCACCUUCCACUUUACCUGUGUACUUCUCCCACCACUGCAACCACUCACCUCUAGCUCUGGCAGAGAAGGCGAUGGAGAAAUCUCACUCAACCACAUGUUUUUUUGCCAUUUUCUAAUACUAGUCCAUAUCAGACUGUGAAAAAGGAACUUUCUCAAACGUUCAUCCUUCGUUCAUUGACCUGCAGAGAAAUCCCAUGGGUUGACGGACCCGUGAUCAUGAUGAACCCGCCGGGGACGAACCAGUUUAUUUCUUGAUUUCUUGAUAGAAAAACAGAAUAUACACCGAAAUCAGUUAUGCUAUCUUUUGGCUCAGGGCCACCUACGAACAAACCCAUCUCAAGCCAAAUUGUGGAGAGAGAGAGGAGGAAAAAUGAGACGCAGACAAGAGCCACCAUGCCAAGACAACUUUCCAACAUGAACCAAAUUCCAUGAAUUGAAAGCAACCAUUCGAUUAAUCGGACGACACCAGCAUCACUAAGAUAAUAGCCACGGCUUGUGGUUAUUGAUCAUGAUGUUGUUUUUCCACAAACACCUAGAUUUUGUACAAAUUAACUUUCACAGUCCUCUCCUCACUAGACAUGUAUUCAAAUUCGAUGAAAAACAAUGUCUUUAUUUUGACCGUGAGUUGCGUGGCCUCUUUUCAAACGAAAGGUCCUGUCUACCACGUGCCAUUUACUGAUGCCCAAUGAUCCAACUGCUUAAAAAAAUAACAAUACAUAUCAUGAACCCACGUGCAUUCGAAACUUUCUCUCCUUCAUUCGUCCACUAACGCUUUCAACCCACUCCAGGACAUUCAAGGAAACGUUUUGAACAAGUUUUAUUUGAGAUCAUUUUAGACUCCAAAAUAGUUGGUGGGCUAGUGAAGUUUGGAAGAGAUCUUGUUGCCCAGCUGAUGGU